UGUUCGACACUCAAGUAGACCAAAAGCCCAGGGAGCAGUACAGUGCCAACCGAAAACCGAUCGAACGGUGAGCAACCGUUGGACAGAAUAUCGAAUAUAGCAACUCAGUAACAGUUAGACCAAAAGACAAAUCCGCAACCGUUUAUUGCGAUAUAAAAGCCUGGAGCAAGAGCUACCUUUAUCAGCCCUUUUGCUGUCGAGUCGAAAACCACAUUCUCGAAGCUUUCCGCUGAGUUUCCGCGUGGUCUGUAGAAACGAAAAAUAUACGCCAAAAAAGCAAGCGAAAAAAGUGAAAUUGAAAUUCAAAAUCAAAAGUUUGGAGUUAAGUGAAUGUUUCUCAGUGUGUGUGUGUGCAGUGCAACGGUUAUAUAAAUCCAAAAUUAACGGUAGCCGAGCAAUUAAGGUGUUACUUGUCAGAAUUUUAUAAAAAAAAAACCGAAUGUUUUGGCUUGUUACUUUGUUGUAGUAAACCAAAAUCAAAACCAAAUACUAAAUAUACAGUUCGCCAUCCUGGACCGUUCGUUGUUUUUAGUGUGAGGCGCUCUGCCUGCAUUUCGCCGGAACGUCAAACCCUACCCACACCCUGCUGCCCGUCGUCGAUAGCAUACCGAUACCGAUUGUUGAUACCAAUAGCCGCUUGCUGUUUAUAACAUUUUGAUUAAAAAUUCAGCAAUCCGUGCCCUACUUAACAAAGACCUAUAAGAUAGGAUUCUGUUCGGUUCCCAUCUUAAAAAAUCACGACGCAGCCAUCCAUCCGUGGAUUUUGGAUGAUGAGCGACUAGGCACGAGCUAUUCGAAUUGUUAAGGGGUAGCAAAAACGCAGAACAGCAAUUUCGCGAAAAAUACGCAGUUGGGAAAAAGUGUUAGCAAGUAAGAAACAACAUUAAUGAAUUUUGUGAUUAAAAACAUUUAAAAGGUGUACAACAAAAGCUCAUUUUGUAUAAAAAUAAAAAGAACGCUAGCGAAAUAUUCAAAAUAAUAUAAAAUCCCAGCACGCCAGCAACAACAAGACGUGGCACAAACUAAAAACACAAAAAAGCUCACAAUCAACGAAAUCGAGAGCGAAUGCGCGCGCUCGAGAGUGAUAGCAGAAAAGCAGAGUGAAAAAGAGAGAGGUACAAGAAGAGCGGUAAUCGAGAGCGACAACAACAAAACACAAGCGCAAGCAGAAGCCAAAAGCCAAUUGCGCACGGAACGUAGAACAGGGAAAACUAACGGAACUCAAGAAUCGCAGCACGGAUAAUAGUUAAAAAGGGUGAACAAAGAGACAGGGAAAAUGGUAAACAAGGUGAAUGGCAAGAAGGCGGAAAAGGACAAGGAGAGGCAGCGAGAGGCAAUGUUGCCGGCGGCGGGCAACAACAGCAACAACAGCAGCAACAUCGGAAACAGCAGCAACAUCGAAAACAGCAGCAACCUUAGCAACAUAAACAACAACAAAACGAAUAACAAAACAACGACCAAUAAAGGGCUAAAUGCCAAGCCCAACAACGUUAGCAAAAAGAAUGGAGGCAAGGGACAGCAGCAACAACAACAGCAGCAGCAACAACAGCAACGCAGUAGCAAAAAAGCUAAGCCACAGCGGCAACAGAUAUUUUUGCAAUCGCUGCCACGCGACAGCAGCAACUACAGAAGCAACACUUACAGGAGCAACAUCAACAUCAGUAGCAACAUUAGUAGCAACAGCAACAAAAGCAGCAACAGUAACAGCAUCAAUAGUAACAGCAACACCUUGGACACACCGGCCACAUUGGACAGUGGAUUGGGCAAAAUAAAUCCCGCUGAACUGCUAACGGCAGCCUUGGCCGUGCCCUGUGCCAAAUGCUCAAAGCCAUCGAUGAUCUCUAGUCUGACCACCGCCGUAACCGCAUCCACAUCCUCCGUUUCCACCUCCGCCACCUCGUCGUCGUCGUCAACCAGUUCCGGAUCGGAGACCGCCAGCAAUCAUAGCGAUCUCAACUAUCCGGAGCCGGUUGUCUACUCUGGCAAGCAGUAUCGCAAAUCCAAAUCCUAUAUGGGUGCAUCCCUGUACAAUAGUUCAUCUAAUACAUACCAAUCGGGUCGGGCGCCCAAUGCCGCUGGCGGUGGUAAUGGCAAUCAUGUAGCGUAUAGACGGUCCCAUAGCGAUCGUCGCAACUCGUUUGAUCGCACUUUCGCCGAAAGGAAUCGCGACUUUGUGCCCAUUGUGCCGCCGUCGCGUCCGGUCUUGUCCUCAUCCAACAUCGCCGGUGUCAUGGCCAGCGCCUCCAAGCUUACGAUCAUAGAACGGUUCGGCAAAGGACGUAUCGCGUAUCCCAUAAUGCAGUGCGGGACACUAGACGGAGCCGAACCGUUAUAUCAUCAACAGCGCAGCAACAGAAUGGACGUCUACCAGAUCGACGAUGGAUUCCACUCGGACGGCGGCACCGAGACACCGCCGCCGUCGCCGAGCUCCGGAUCUUCGAUCGCCUCGACGUCGGACCACGGAUCGCUGGAGAGCGUCGACACCGGAGGGACGCAGCGGCUGGCCGUGCUAUCGUUCGAGCAGGUGAGCAAGCUGCACGACGUCAUGGACGAGAAGGUGGCCAUCCACGGACGCGGCAACUUUCCCACGCUGGAGGUGACGCUCAAGGAUCUGGUCAAUCUGGUGCGCCGCAAGCUGGAGGCGGAGGUGAACGCCGGCGGCGCCGGGGUGUUAGUUAAGGACAUCCGUCUCAACGGCGGGGCAGCUAGUCAUGUUUUAGCCAGCGAGGAUCAGCCGUACAAUGACCUCGACCUGAUAUUCGCCAUCGAGCUGAGUUCGCCGCGCGUCUUCGACCGCGUCAAGGUGGCGGUGCUGAACACGCUGCUCGACUUAAUGCCCGAAGGUGUGUGCAAGCGGCGCAUCUACACGUGCUCCCUGAAGGAGGCCUACGUGGGCAAGAUGGUCAAGGUGAACAACAACAAUGACGGCGACCGCUGGUCGCUCAUCUCACUGGGCAACUCGCCGGGCCACAAGAACGUUGAGCUGAAGUUCGUCGACUCGAUGCGCCGUCAGUUCGAGUUCUCGGUGGACUCGUUCCAGAUCGUCCUGGACUCGCUGCUGCUCUUCUACGACUGCGCCGCCCUGCCCAUCUCGGAGAACUUCUAUCCGACGGUGGUCGGCGAGUCGGUGUACGGGGACUUCCAGGAGGCACUCUACCACUUGCAAAAGAAACUGAUCUCAACGCGUCAGCCGGAGGAGAUUCGAGGCGGCGGCCUGCUCAAGUACUGCAAUCUAUUGGUGCGCAACUACAAGGCCGUCGACUCGCAGCUCAUCAAGACCCUGGAGCGUUACAUGUGCUCGCGAUUCUUCAUCGACUUCCCGGACAUCAAUACGCAGACCACCAAGCUGGAGGCCUACUUGCGUAACCAUUUCUGGGGCGUCGAUGAGGAACCGCUGCAGUAUCAGUACCUGAUGCAUUUACGCGAGGUGGUCGAGAUGUCGACGGUCUGUCUGAUGGGCCACGAGCGGCGCCAGACGCUCCACCUCAUCCAGUCGCUGGCCGCCCAGGUGCUCUUCAACAAACAGGAGAAGCAACAGCAGCAGCACGCCCAUGAGCAGUACCAGCAGCAGCAGCAGCAGCAGCAACAUCAGCAGCACCAGCAACACCAGCAGCAGCAGCAGCGACAGCAUCAGUUCCUGGACCCAGCGCAGCAGCAGCAGCAGCAGCAACAGCAGCAGCAGCAGGCACAGUCGCAACAACAGCAGCCGCAGCAGGCGGCCACCCUGACCCUUGUUUCGCAGGCACCGCCAACGGGCCAGGCGCAGACCAUUUACGUGCAACAGGCCGCCCCAGCUGCCGUGUGCUGCACGAGCAGCGCGGAUCAGACGCCGACAGCCGCUCCACAGACCAUACAGAUACAGGCCGGUCCGCCGGGACUCAUCUACGCCAACGGCGUCUACUAUGCACCUGUGAUCCCCAGCACCAUCUGCACGUGCAACUCCACCUGGCUGAGCACGUGAUUGGGGCAGCA
Drosophila elegans is the source of this 3972-nucleotide messenger RNA. Its product is annotated as terminal nucleotidyltransferase 5C. The transcript is spliced from 3 exons. The coding region runs from base 1277 to 3961 and encodes 894 amino acids. The record is from RefSeq and is a predicted model, not a curated record. Lineage: Eukaryota; Metazoa; Arthropoda; Insecta; Diptera; Drosophilidae. Gene Ontology annotation, molecular function: poly(A) RNA polymerase activity; RNA binding. Gene Ontology annotation, biological process: mRNA stabilization.